AUGGCCUCGUACUGCGACGGCUCGGGUGUCUGCCGGGCCCCGCACAGCCAGGCCCGGGCAGCCGCGCACCCGGUGGGCUACGGGCGCGGGGAUCUGGGCGCCGCGGGCGCCCGCCAGCGCCUGUGGCUAAACGCGCCGGCUCUCAGCCCCGCGCCCUGUGCGCCCUGCCCCGGGUCCGCGCCGCCCUACGCGGCCCCGGGCUACACGGCCCCCGGCCCCCUCCUCGGCGCCCCGGGCAGCCUGGCGGGCGCCGACCUGGCGUGGCUGAGCCUCUCGGGCCAGCAGGAGCUGCUGCGGCUGGUGCGGCCGCCCUACUCGUACUCGGCGCUCAUCGCCAUGGCCAUCCAGAGCGCGCCGCUGCGGAAGCUGACGCUCAGCCAGAUCUACCAGUACGUGGCCGGCAACUUCCCCUUCUACAAGCGCAGCAAAGCGGGCUGGCAGAACUCCAUCCGCCACAACCUGUCGCUCAAUGACUGCUUCAAGAAGGUGCCCCGCGAGGAGGACGACCCAGGUAAAGGCAAUUACUGGACCCUGGACCCAAACUGCGAGAAGAUGUUCGACAACGGGAACUUCCGACGGAAGAGGAGGCGGAGAGGAGAGGUGAGCGCCGCUGCUCCCUCGGGAGCCGGGAGCCCGGGAGGUGCCCCGGAGCUGGAGCCCCUCGGCGCGGCCUCUCCCGACAUGCAGGCCCCGCCGUCCCCGCCCGCUCCCGACGCUGCCGUCUGCUUCUCCAGUUUCGCCUCGGCCAUGGGGGCCCUGGCUGGCGGCCUCGGUACCUUCCCCGCGGGCCUGGCGGGAGACUUUCCUUUCGGGAGACCGACGACGGUCGCCGCCCACGGGCCGCAGGCCCUAGGCCCCGCACCCGGCUUCAGCACCGGCCAUCAGACAGCGGCCACCGGCUUCCGCGUGGGCCACUUCGUCUACAGUCGGGAGGGGACCGAAGUCUAA
Messenger RNA from Lutra lutra (Eurasian river otter), 948 nucleotides. RefSeq names its product forkhead box I2 (gene FOXI2). The record is from RefSeq and is a predicted model, not a curated record. Gene Ontology annotation, biological process: regulation of transcription by RNA polymerase II; anatomical structure morphogenesis; cell differentiation. NCBI's taxonomy places the organism in Eukaryota, Metazoa, Chordata, Mammalia, Carnivora, Mustelidae. The coding region runs from base 1 to 948 and encodes 315 amino acids. Gene Ontology annotation, molecular function: RNA polymerase II cis-regulatory region sequence-specific DNA binding; DNA-binding transcription factor activity, RNA polymerase II-specific. The transcript has 2 exons.